AUGGGAACCCAAGACGAAAGAAGCAUUCAAGAAAAUGAUGCUCCGCCAGCCUAUCAUGAGGCAUUGAGCUGCCCCACAACAUCAUCUCGUUAUGGUUCGCUUCCGUCAACUAUGAGCGUACAUGGCCAGUGGACAAAAUGGAAAUCUAUGAAUCUCUGUGGUGGUUCGAAUGCCAAGGAUCGUCAGUGUCUGAUUGAGAUGCAAACUGGCUAUAGCGGCAAAGCUCCACUUGGGAUGAGAACGGGCUUUCUCCUUCGAAAUGGGAUGAGCACGAAGGAUCCACUUCUUGCUGCCGCUGGCGAUGAGUCGCGCGGGCUCCAUGCGUUCAAUCCCGACGGCAUCGUUUUCUUACCGCCACUUGAUCCGGUCCCGAAGUCGGAUCGCAUGGAUACAGAACUGCUACGCGCCGAACCCGGUACAAAUAACGAUAUCGCCUUCCACUUUUCUAUAGAAGUAGGCGACAAGGAGCAGAGGGAGGAGUUUGCGUGGAGGAAGAUCAAGAAGGGCGAGGAUCAAGCCAAGAGAAAUGGGUUCAAGUUGGUUCGAUUCUCGUCUAGCCCACAAUCAUCCCAGCCGAGCGGUAGCAGUAGUGGCCAAGCGCCGUCUUCGUCUUCGUCCUCGGCUCCAUUAGCAGGCAAAGAUGGUGAGAUUGUCGCAUUUCUUGGAUGGGUCAUGGCUUGGCCCAGUCUGACACAUGCGUUCACUCUUGAAGUGGUGGAUGGUCAGUCGGGUGCAUUGGGAGGACGCUGGACUCUUAUGGUUAUCGUCACUGCAAUCAGGCUCUAUACACUGCACGGUGACGAUAACGGGAUAGCUCUGGAGGCCAAGACUGAUUUACGUCAUGUUAUUGCCCGGCCCUGGGGGCUGCCCCACGUGGGCAACCGGGGUAACCCUUGUCCCGCCCGCGGUCUAUUUAUGCCCCAGUACGCUCCAACUGAGCCCCCAGGCCAUAAUGCUUACCACCUUCUAUAUGCAUUGUCAAAGAUAUUUUGCAUCAUUCGUUACCAGGUCGUCACGUACUAUAUUGCUGGAAGUGUUGACAGAUCCGGACCGAACUCGGUGCCCAAGACAAUGGAUCCAGGCUCUGAAUCGUACGAGAAAACUGGUGGAAACACCUCAACGGAAAUACUUCAGCCCGCCGUCCUCUUCUUGUCAGGCCAAUCUGUCUUUGUCGAGUCUGCAACUCCAACCCUACUUUACCAAUUAAACAGGGACAUCAGAUCAAUCUUGAAUAAGGACUCAUCUGUGGCACUCGAAAGAGUCGAGCAAGAUGUAUCUGAUUCCGAGACGGAAAUCGAGGGUGUGACUCCUGGUACGCAGCAUAAAAGACAUAUUUUCUAUCUUGCACACCCUGUGAAUGCGCAAUACCGCACCGAUAUACCCGCUAAGUACUACAUCACAUCUGCGGUGCCCGAGAUGGUGGGCAAUAUCCGCUUCGAGAAUUCUGAGGCACGAUUUCAAAAGACAUCCUUCAAGGCAAUGUUGAGCACGAAAAGGACCGCCUCGGAUAAGCCAUUAUUCUACGAGGGAACGCAACAACUCCUACUGUUUGAUAUCCAACCAAACUGGAAAGUCGGUCGAAAUUGCUACAAGUGGAGCGAUUCCAAUGGCAGACAGUAUGUCGCAGGUGUCGAGGGAUGCACUGGUCGCUACAUGGUUGUUGAGGCUGUGGCAUGA
Messenger RNA from Penicillium crustosum, 1677 nucleotides. RefSeq lists its product as uncharacterized. The record is from RefSeq and is a predicted model, not a curated record. The coding region runs from base 1 to 1677 and encodes 558 amino acids. The transcript has 3 exons. Lineage: Eukaryota; Fungi; Ascomycota; Eurotiomycetes; Eurotiales; Aspergillaceae.